GAAGUUCAAAGCACGCGAACCAUACGCAUAACAGAAGUGUCAUUCCAAGGUAUACAGACAAGACGGCGUAAACUACUUUUUUGGACCUUGGCGCGUUUGCCAGAUCAGAAGAGCAGACAUUAAACAGCCAAUCCAGGAGAGUCCAGGAGAACAGUCACCGGCUGUCCGACAUGCCGGUGAGAAGGGGACAUGUGGCUCCUCAGAACACCUUCCUGGACACCAUCAUCCGCAAGUUUGAAGGACAGAAUCGAAAGUUCAUCAUUGCGAAUGCCCAGGUGGAGAACUGUGCCAUCAUUUUCUGUAACGAUGCUUUCUGUGGGAUGUGUGGAUACAGCCGAGCUGAGGUAAUGCAACAGCCAUGCACCUGCAGCUUCAUGUAUGGACCUCACACGAGAAAACCAGCAAUGGCCCAGAUGGCUAAGGCUCUUCUGGGAGCUGAGGAGAGGAAGGUGGAAAUUUCGCUCUACACUAAAGAUGGAGUGUGUUUUCACUGUGUCAUUGAUGUAGUUCCAGUGAAGAAUGAGGACGGCCUGGUCAUCAUGUUCAUUCUGAAUUUUGAGCUCCCCACUGACCCCAGACCAACCAGCAGGUCCCCAGUCAGAGACCUCAACAAAGUGCUGCGGAUCCCAUGGCUAAACAUGGCUCAGCGGCAGCGUUUGCGUCUCCUCCUGCGCUCCCUCAACCCUGGAGCAGGUGGUCUGUCCCAGGACACAGAGCUGGGUUCUCCUCAGGGAGACCUCCCUCCCCUUGGACAUGAGUCUAUAGCCCUGGAAAAACUCCUGUCCUUCCCUGACAUGGAGCAGCUUGAGGAGGCAGGAGGUGGACUGCUGCUGUGGGACAACGAGGAAGAGGAAGAAGGGGAAGGAGCUGGAAAGAUUAGAGAGAGGGGAGGGGAGAGAGAUGGAUUGGUUACAACAGGACGAAAGAAUGAAGGAGACAGAUGGAGGAGAGAGGGAACCGAUGUGUUUGGACUGAGGAGAGGCAUGGGUCUGCCCCCAUCUCCAAACUCAGCACCUCCAAUCCUUGCCCUACCCCUCGCCUCCUCACAUACGCCACCUAGAGAAAGUGGAAGAGGAAGAGACUGUCUUCACCACACCCAUCCAUCCAAUAAGUUAGAUGGCAGCUGUGGGAGUUUAAAACAUUCCUCUUCAGUGGAUGACAUCAAGACUGGCCAGAGUUACUGGGACAAACGGCUGCAGCUUCGCCACAGCUGCACAGCUGGGAUGGUAACCGUCAGAAAGAGCAGCGUAUCUGUUGGGACAUCAGAUACUGAUUUGCGUUGCAGGGCAAACAGCCAGCAAAUGACCCAGAACCAGCUGGAACCAAAGACAGAUUCAUAUGUGGCAUUGCCUCCUGGAGAAAUCCGACCUCCAUGCAAACUGAUUGACAGAACACACCAUGUCACAGAGAAAAUGACACAGGUGCUGUCACUGGGUGCUGAUGUUUUACCAGAGUAUAAGCUGCAGACUCCCAGGAUCCAGAAGUGGACGAUCCUCCACUAUAGUCCAUUCAAAGCUGUGUGGGAUUGGGUUAUUCUCCUGCUAGUGAUUUACACAGCCAUAUUCACUCCAUACUCUGCUACUUUCCUUCUGAGUGACCAGGAAGAGGCAGCCAUGCAGACCUGUGGGUACUCCUGCUCCCCACUCAAUGUAGUGGAUCUCAUAGUUGACAUCAUGUUCAUUGUUGACAUCAUAAUCAACUUCAGGACUACCUAUGUUAACUCCAACGAUGAGGUGGUCAGCCAGUCCACUCGGAUCGCAGUUCACUACUUCAAGGGCUGGUUCCUCAUUGAUAUGGUGGCAGCCAUUCCGUUUGAUCUCCUCAUCUAUCGCUCUGGAGAGGAGACAACUACGCUGAUUGGCUUACUGAAGACAGCUCGUUUGCUACGAUUGGUUCGAGUAGCCAGGAAGUUGGACCGCUACUCAGAGUAUGGUGCUGCUGUCCUCUUCCUCCUCAUGUGCACCUUCGCCCUCAUCGCUCACUGGCUGGCCUGCAUCUGGUAUGCAAUUGGUAAUGUGGAGCGGGCGACCUCGGCUGGGAUAGGCUGGCUUCACACUCUUGGUGAACAGCUGGGGAGACCAUACAAUGACUCCAUCAGUGGAUCAGGUCCCUCUAUUCGAGAUAAAUAUGUUACAGCUCUUUACUUCACUUUCAGCAGUCUAACCAGUGUUGGCUUCGGGAAUGUAUCCCCAAACACCAACUCUGAGAAGAUAUUUUCUAUCUGUGUCAUGCUCAUUGGAGCGCUGAUGUAUGCCAGUAUUUUUGGUAAUGUGUCAGCCAUCAUUCAGCGGCUAUAUUCUGGUACAGCACGCUACCAUGCGCAAAUGAUGAGAGUCAGAGAGUUCAUCCGUUUCCAUCAGAUCCCCAACCCUCUGAGGCAGCGGCUGGAGGAGUACUUUCAACAUGCUUGGUCAUAUACUAAUGGCAUAGACAUGAACGCUGUUCUCAAAGGCUUCCCAGAGUGUCUUCAGGCAGAUAUAUGUCUUCACCUCAACAGGACAUUGUUGCAGAACUGUAAAGCUUUCAAAGGAUCCACUAAAGGAUGUCUGAGGGCAUUAGCUAUGAGGUUUAAAACCACUCACGCUCCUCCUGGAGACACCUUAGUCCACGCUGGAGACCUAAUAUCAGCUCUGUACUUCAUCUCCAGAGGAUCCAUAGAGAUCCUUAAAGGAGAUGUGGUAGUUGCUAUACUAGGGAAGAAUGAUAUCUUUGGGGAGCCCAUCAAUCUGUAUGCACUUCCAGGAAAAUCCAGUUCUGAUGUGAGAGCUCUGACCUACUGUGAUCUGCACAAGAUCCACAGAGAGGACAUCCUAGAGGUCCUCAACAUGUAUCCAGAGUUUUGUGAAUACUUCUGGUCCAAUUUGGAGAUCACCUUUAACCUCAGAGAUGUGAAUAAUGAAGUGGUGGGUGUGUUGAGUGGGGAGGAGACUGACUGUGAUGGACACAGCAAUCCACAGAGGACAGCGAAGCUCUCUGCCUCUCACACAGGUGACACCAUGCUCAGCAGGAGAGAGAGAUCUGUUUACAGAUGGAAGAGACGCGGCAUCUGGGAACAGCGCGAUGGAUACAAAGAUGAUCAUAAACAUACACUAUAUGGACCCGUGUUCUCCAGUGAGGAUGAAGGGGACGACUUGGAGGUGACUGGUCCUACUCAGACAUCUGGGCUUCAUGCUGCUGCCAUAAAUAGCAUGUUCCCAGAAAGUGACAGGAGAGAAAAGAAAUAUAACCCUUUAACAGAUGCAUUCUCAGGAGUAUCUAACAUCUUCACAUUCUUGGGCUCGGAGAGUCAAGGAGAACAGGGAUACCAGCAGGUUCCCUGCUUCCCCAACCUCCCCUCACCACCUCCUUCCCAGAAGCACUGUGGGCCAUUGUCGUCCUCCCAGUGCCCCUCCAGCCCUCCUCCUCUGCCUCCGCCUCCUCCACCUGUUUUAUCUCCAAGACGGAAGGCACAGUUAGAAAUCAAGCUGGACACCCUGCAGCAACAUAUAACUAGUUUGGAGACUCGCAUGUCAGCAGAUAUUGGGACCAUCAUGCAGCUGCUACAGAGGCAAAUGUCAUUGAUUCCACCUUCCUACAGCACUCUGACAUCAACACCAAACCCACCCUCGUCCCCCAUCCUGUCCCCUACUUCUGUGUCUUUACCCAGCGCUUCAGCCCCAGCUUCACCUACAGAAACUUUACUUGCUGGUCCUCAAGACCAGUCAGGCAGUAAAAACUCAGAUUUCAUAAGUCCACAAUCUCCCUCCAUUGUUUGUACAUCCUCUGCCCUCCUAGUUCCUUUCCCCUCCCCUCUAACCACAGUAACUCACCUUCUCCAAGAGCCACUUGAACAACCCACUGUACCUGUGUGGACACAGAGCUCAUCAUCUUUCUCACAGGAACUUUUAAACACAGACUGUGAGGACCAGUCCUCAGUGAGUCGUUCGGUUUCACAUCAACAUCCAGAAGCAGCAUUUGAGAAGCAGAUGACAGCUCCAGAAGAACCAGUAUCAUCAUCAGACAGCAGCUACCUGAGUCACCACUGUGAUUCCAACCUGGGUAGUUCAUAGUGAUUUGGCACCACACUGCAAUGAGUCAAGUUUGGUGAAUAUUGCCUAUAUCAAAACAGAGAUUCAAUCUCACAUGUCAAAAAUGCUAUCUGUUCUCUUUAAUCAUUCACUGACAGAGUUUUUUCCCCAAGUUUCAAGUAGCUGCUGAGUGACAGGAGACACUCAAUCCUAAUUACAACUGUGCAAGAGCCAGAAUUUUUUCUGAGGACAUAUUGCUGAGACCCUAAGUUCAAAAAACAGCAAGGAAGGAAGAAAAACAAAAAAUAAUUAACUACUUAGUGUAUUGUCACUAUAGAAAAUUCAGAAAAUUGUUUAGUGGCA
Sphaeramia orbicularis (orbiculate cardinalfish) is the source of this 4370-nucleotide messenger RNA. Its product is annotated as potassium voltage-gated channel subfamily H member 6-like. Bases 171 to 4049 code for a protein of 1292 amino acids. Gene Ontology annotation, cellular component: plasma membrane. Gene Ontology annotation, molecular function: inward rectifier potassium channel activity. The record is from RefSeq and is a predicted model, not a curated record. The transcript is spliced from 23 exons. Gene Ontology annotation, biological process: potassium ion transmembrane transport; regulation of ventricular cardiac muscle cell membrane repolarization; membrane repolarization during cardiac muscle cell action potential. NCBI's taxonomy places the organism in Eukaryota, Metazoa, Chordata, Actinopteri, Kurtiformes, Apogonidae.